Molecule: messenger RNA, 1605 nt
Organism: Neohortaea acidophila
Lineage: Eukaryota; Fungi; Ascomycota; Dothideomycetes; Mycosphaerellales; Teratosphaeriaceae
Product: phosphatidylinositol-glycan biosynthesis class S protein
Exons: 2
Coding region: 1-1605 (534 amino acids)
Biological process (GO): attachment of GPI anchor to protein
Cellular component (GO): GPI-anchor transamidase complex
Source: RefSeq, a predicted model, not a curated record
AUGAGUUCUGCUAAAUCAUCGCCGCCUCCCGAGCAGGGCAGUUUCAUAUGGACCCGCCGCCUCAUUUUAUUCGCGUUCUGGGGCGUGGUGGUGGUGCUUGGUCUUCCGCAUUGGCUAUGGACCACCUCCAUUCAUCGGUCCCAGCUGCCGCUGGAGUCUAUGAACAACUGGGCGGAUGGCAAGGUCUGCCGACUCCAGUACCCCAUCCAUGUCAAAUUACGAUACGAAGACGCGGGGUUCGACGAGACGAAUGCACUUGCCGCGGAGACGCAGCAUGUUCUCAAUGCAUUGAACCAACUGCCCCUCUACCAAUUCCACAUCACCGGAGAUCUGGCCAACGCCUCUUCCGAGCAAGCGCUGCUUCCAUCACAUGUGCGAGAUACACUCGCUUCGCGAGAGAACUCAUUGAUCGUCAACAUCCAAAAUGACAAGAAGAUCAAAACGCCCCAGGCUGCUCUGAAAUCUUUGAUCCCGGUCCUGGAUGUCCGACAUAACCCAGCCAGGACUGGUGACUCUCUGACGGCAUUCCUGGCCCGCGAGAUCUCAAAGGUCUUUUCUCACGAGCAGAAUUACAUGCAUCACCUUUUGCAGGAAACUCCAUUCGAAAGCAAGGAGUACGUGAACCGCUUCUCGCCGGAAGUCAAGGCUGGCCUUGAUGCGCGAACCACCCGAGCGUUCAAAUACGCCUCCACCUAUCAUCUUACCUUUUCCCUCUUCGUCGCCUCCAGUUCUCCCUCUGCUUGGAAUAUACAGCAGGCACUAGAGGAUGGCAUCUACCCUCUGAUUGAACGCCUGUCACCAGUGAACCGUUUCACCAUCGAUACCCAGAUUCAACUGUACGCCUCCUUCUCACCAUCCAUUGCCGGGCCGCAAUACAAUCCGAUCACGCGGGAGUGGCAAUUGCAAAGACCCGAUCUGAGCGGCUUCAUCAAUGCAGCGGAAUGGCCAUUGAGUCCCAGCAUAGGAUCGGGACCAACGAUCAACUUCGUCCUUUACGUCCCGUCCAAACACCAAAGUCCACUUGUCCUAGCAGAAACUGGUGGCCAAAGCUGGAUUGUUCCUCAAUGGGGCGGAGUCCAAAUCUUCAAUCCCGCCGACAAGCAAGUAGACCAACUCACUGCAGAGGACCUUCGACCGGCCAUGCUCACGUUCGCAGACCAGCUCUCCACCCUGGUCGGCUUACCACCCUCGCCCUCCUCAUUGUCUCUCCGCAUCUCCGGCCUCACACGAGAGCGCACGACAUCCCUCAUCCUCUCCGCUUCUUCCACGCUCGGCGCGCUUUCGAGACUCACCUUGAAGCUUACUAGUAUUGCCAUUCCCGAUUCUGUGGCCAAAUCCGUAUCCGAGACUAUUCAUCGACUCGACCAAGCUUGUCAGCACAUGCAAGAUGGACGAUACCUCAGCGCAUUAGAGAACGCGCGCACGGCGGAGGAAGAAGCGGAGAAGGCGUUCUUUGAACCGUCGAUGGUGGGCCAGGUCUAUUUCCCGGAGGAGCACAAGGUUGCGGUCUAUGUUCCUCUGCUCGGUCCGAUGGCUGUGCCGUUGGUACUUUCGGCGAUUAAAGAGCUGAAGAAGUUACGGGAGAGGAAGGUCAAGGUGGCGUGA